AUGGAGGACAUGCUUUCAGAUUUCUUCUCCAAGCCACAACAAGGCAGCUUGUACACACCCUUCCGCGACAUGGUAAUGGGCAUCAUGCCAGUACCACCCGUGGAAGAUCCCUCCUUGACUUGCCCGACAUCUCAGGAGCGAGUUCGAAGUAGUAUUUUUGGAACUGUCGGACAACGUACGGAUGGCGAGAAUAUGACCAAAAUGACCAGACCAACGGUGACAUGGGCAGACCGCGUUCGCGGUUUUGCAGGAGAUUGCCAGACCAGAGUCGCUUGGUCCCAUGCAUGA
Messenger RNA from Cylindrotheca closterium, 288 nucleotides. The record is from the annotation of a GenBank genome assembly. NCBI's taxonomy places the organism in Eukaryota, Bacillariophyta, Bacillariophyceae, Bacillariales, Bacillariaceae.